Scophthalmus maximus (turbot) is the source of this 1830-nucleotide messenger RNA. RefSeq names its product one cut homeobox 2 (gene onecut2). Lineage: Eukaryota; Metazoa; Chordata; Actinopteri; Pleuronectiformes; Scophthalmidae. Gene Ontology annotation, biological process: regulation of transcription by RNA polymerase II. Bases 317 to 1816 code for a protein of 499 amino acids. Gene Ontology annotation, cellular component: nucleus. Gene Ontology annotation, molecular function: RNA polymerase II cis-regulatory region sequence-specific DNA binding; DNA-binding transcription factor activity, RNA polymerase II-specific. The transcript is spliced from 2 exons. The record is from RefSeq and is a predicted model, not a curated record.
AGGAGGAGAGGGAUGGAUAUGGGGGAGCCACCGCACAGGCCCGUACGAUCGAGAUCAUAAGAACAACAAGAGAAAGAAGGGAAAAAAGCACAGUGUCGUUCAUGUGCUCACACCGGGGAGGACACACCGAGACCGCGGGAGAGGACGGGGAACCAACCGAGGGAGUGAAGGACCAGGGGGGGGGGGACGCGGCUACUGACCCAUCCCGGCGCAUCAGGGGCAGGAGCGGCGGCGAGAGGAGCAGGAGCAGGAGCAGGAGCAGGAGCAGGAGGAGAAGAUAAUUCCGCUCGCCCCGAUGGACUGAGAGGACAGAUGAAUGAAGACUGCCUACACUAACGCCUAUCGAUGCCUGGCCAAGGAUCUGGACGCUUACGCCAUGAACACGGACAUGACAAUGGACGGCAUCGGCAGCCUGCAUGGCGGGGUGUCGGUGAGCUCCGUGGGCCAUGACGCGGAGCUGAUGAGCGGCCACAGCCCGCACCACGGCCGCGGGGGCUCGGGGGGACACGGGGCGGCGGCGGCGGCGGCUGCGUCCGCCCUGCGGAUACACCAGGACCUGGCCGCCGCCGCCGCGUCGUCCCGCUCGGCCAUGGUGUCCGGCAUGGCCACGAUCCUGGACGGCAGCGGGGAGUACCGGCCGGAGCUGUCCCUGCCGCUGCACCACGCCAUGAGCGUGCCCUGCGACACGUCCUCUCCCGGGAUGGGGAUGAGCGGCACCUACACCACCUUGACGCCGCUGCAGCCGCUGCCGCCCAUCUCCACCGUGUCGGACAAGUUCCACCACCACCACCAUCACCACCACCACCAGCGGCUCUCCGGCAACGUGAGCGGGAGCUUCACCCUGAUGCGGGACGAGCGGGUACUGCCGGGCAUGAACAACCUGUACAGCCCCUACCACAAGGACCACAUGUCCGGGAUGGGUCAGAGUCUCUCCCCGGUGCUGGGCAACGGCCUGGGCUCCAUACACAACACCCAGCAGGGUCUCCACAACUACGGCACGGCGACGCACGGAGGCCACGACAAGAUGCUGAACUUCGACGCGCACCACACCGCCUCCAUGCUGGCCAGAGGGGACCACCACCAGCACCGAGGCCUCGGUGGCCCCGCGGCCGGGAUGAUGCCACACUUAAACGGCAUGCACCACCCGGGCCACCCGGCCGUCUCCUCGGCGGGUCACCACCCACACCCCCAUCUCCAGUCCCCAUCCCACGGGCCCGUGUUGGCUUCCACCCGGGACAGACCGCCCUCCUCCUCGGGGACGCAGGGGGUGAACAGCUCGGGGCAGCUGGAGGAGAUCAACACCAAGGAGGUAGCGCAGAGGAUCACGGCGGAGCUCAAGAGGUACAGCAUCCCCCAGGCCAUCUUCGCCCAGAGGGUGCUGUGCCGCUCCCAGGGGACCCUGUCGGACCUGCUGAGGAACCCCAAACCCUGGAGUAAACUAAAGUCAGGCCGGGAGACCUUCCGGAGGAUGUGGAAGUGGCUGCAGGAGCCCGAGUUCCAGAGGAUGUCGACCCUCAGACUAGCAGCGUGCAAACGGAAGGAGCAGGACACGGCGAAGGAUCGCAACAACACACCAAAGAAGUCGCGGCUGGUCUUCACCGACCUGCAGCGGCGUACCCUGCUGGCCAUCUUCAAGGAGAACAAGCGGCCGUCCAAGGAGAUGCAGCUCACCAUCUCGCAGCAGCUGGGCCUCGAACUCACCACCGUCAGCAACUUCUUCAUGAACGCCCGGCGCCGGAGUCUGGACAAAUGGGCAGACGACGGAGGCAGCCCCGGCGGCCACUCGUCGGCCUCCAGCACUUGUACCAAAGCGUGAUAGUGGAUGGCGAG